ACUUUUCCAUGUCGGGAUUUGCCCUGCCUGUAACUCAUGUAGCAGAUAUCAAGGAAGUUGCCUCACUUUGGAUUUUUUUUCCCCCCCUCCCCUCCCAAACUUUCUCUUUAAGUUGUCCUUUACGUUGUUAUUUCCCCCCUUCUGAACAUUUCAACAGUAAAAUGUCUUACAUACCCGGACAACCGCUAACUGCCGUUGUGCAAAGGAUUGAGAUCCAAAAGUUGCGACAGGGAGACAAUCUAAUCCUGGGUUUCAGCAUCGGAGGAGGGAUUGACCAGGAUCCCGGUCAGAACCCCUUUUCAGAGGACAAAUGUGACAAAGGUAUUUAUGUGACCAGAAUAACACCAAAGGGACCAGCAGACAUGGCCGGCUUGAUGAUGGGUGACAAAAUUAUGCAGGUGAACGGCUGGGACAUGACCAUGGUGACUCACGACCAGGCCCGGAAAAGGCUGACAAAGAAGAAAGAGGAUGUGGUCCGGCUCCUGGUCACCAGGAAGUCACUGGAGGACGCUGUGAAAAAUUCAAUGGGGGGCACGAACCCCAGAAAGCAGCAACAGCAAUGAGAAGCUUUCCGGCAACCGCCAAGUAGCACAAACACAACCACACAGAUGCUCUUGACUGUUUUGAGACCCUUUAUUCCAUUAAGUCGCCAGACAAGAGGAGCACAUCUGUUUAUUCCACACACACACACACACACACAACGGUACAUGUUUUUGUAGCAUGGAAAGCAGGGAUGCAUUUUGUCUACAUAAAAGACACCAUUUUGAACAGAGACUGAAUGAAACUUUGUACCUGCAUGUCAGAUUUUUUUUUUUCCGAUUUAAUACCUUUUUUUUUUACUAUCUUUAUUGUAGCUAUUUGUAAUGUAGCGCUCUUUAAUUCUAUACCACUGCAAUUGCCAACCACAAUAAUAAACUAAAUUCAUCACGCUC
Molecule: messenger RNA, 932 nt
Organism: Syngnathoides biaculeatus (alligator pipefish)
Lineage: Eukaryota; Metazoa; Chordata; Actinopteri; Syngnathiformes; Syngnathidae
Gene: tax1bp3
Product: Tax1 (human T-cell leukemia virus type I) binding protein 3
Exons: 4
Coding region: 9-563 (184 amino acids)
Biological process (GO): neurotransmitter receptor transport, endosome to postsynaptic membrane; neurotransmitter receptor transport postsynaptic membrane to endosome
Cellular component (GO): adherens junction; postsynaptic density; postsynaptic membrane
Molecular function (GO): protein binding
Source: RefSeq, a predicted model, not a curated record